AAAAACAAAACAAUACUUGUUCCGGGAAUCAGCUGUAACAGUUAGCAAGUGUAGCUCUGCUCACUCAGCUGGUGUGUAAUCACUAUUAGUGAUGUUUUAACUACGAAUACAGAGAUCCGUCAUGUGUGUUAUGUUGAUCUGAGCGGAUUGUGAGGUCACCAGCAGCUCUGCACGGGUUAUGUGUGAGUUAGCUUAGCGUGCUAGUUGUGUGAUGCUAAUUUGUGCUACUUCCUGUUUAUUUUACUGUGAAGAAACGUUGGAUUUAGUGACACUUGUGAAGCAGCUCCGUGUCAGACUGAAGCAUUAGCUAGUGACAGCUAUUCAGCUGAUGAGAAUGUGAGGAAAUACAAAUUAUUAUUGUUAUUAUUGCUGAGUUGAGAUAUAAACCACGAGCCUGAAGAUGCCUGGAGUGUCUACAGGAGUGAAGGAGCUUUAUCUGUCCACCUCCCUGGGAGAUCUGAACAAAAAGGCUGAGGUCAAAGUGGAUAAAGCCAGCACCAGGCAUUAUGUCCAGAGUGCGUGUAAACUCUUUAAAGCAGCAGAGGAGUGCCGUCUGGACCGGGACGAGGAGAAAGCCUACGUCCUGUACAUGAAGUACCUGACUGUCUAUGACCUCAUUAAGAAGAGACCGGACUUCAAACAGCAACAGGACUACUUCCUGUCCAUGCUGGGGCCAUCGAGCUUUAAGAAGGCCAUCGAGGAGGCGGAGAAACUCUCUGAGAGUCUGAAGUUCAGGUAUGAAGAGGAGGAGGUGCGGAAGAAGCUGGAGGAGAGAGAGAAGCGAGAGAAGAAAGAGGAGAAGGAGAGACGAGAGCAGAAAGCAGAAAAUGACAAGGGACGAGUGUUGGCCAAAGGCCUGGAGAACAGAAAGGAUAGCAAAAAGGUUAAAGACCAGAACGAGCUGAAGAGUGUGACCCAGAACUCAGCAGCACCCCUGAAUGGAGGGAUUAGUGCUCAGCAGUUGUACACUAUGAUGAAGGACCCUAACCUGAGUGUGUUAGUGAUGGACACUCGAAAACAAGCCGACUUUGAGGAGUCACACAUGGCAGUGCCCAAUCAGACGUGCAUCAGUGUUCCUGAGGAGGCCAUCAGACCUGGGAUCACAGUGAAUCAGAUAGAGUUGAAGCUGCCAUCAGAGACUCUUCCUCAGUGGAAACAGCGUGGCUUUGCAGAUUACAUCGUCCUGCUCGACUGGUUCAGCUCCAUAACAGACCUGAAACUGGGCACCACUUUACAGAGCCUGAAGGAUGCACUGUACAAGUGGGACAGUGUGACUAUCCUGCGCACAGAACCUCAGGUUCUAGAUGGAGGCUAUGAGAACUGGCUGCUUUAUUAUCCAAUGUUCACCAGCAACGCCAAGAUCAAACCCCCACGGCAACAAACACACCCCCUGGUACCAGAGUUGAAUUUCAGCUACCCGUGUCUGGAGGAGACUCCACCCGAACCUGCAAGUGUGUGUGUGAGCGAUGGUGUGGAAGACGUACAAACUAAUGGCACCGUAGAUGCUGACACAAACAUCAAGCCUGCUGCCCCUGAUAUAAACACUAGCACACACACUCCCUCACUAACCAUUCUGCCAACACCCACGAUAACACCAAGUGUGUCCACUGUGCCCAGUCCAAAGCAGCCUGCAGCUACAACAAAGACAAUACCACAAUUCGACAGAUCAACGAAGCCGGUUGUUAAACCCUCAGUAAGUGGUAAGGUGAGUCCUGAGGGUGUAGCCAAAGAGGACGGGGCCAAAGAAGUUGUGGAUAAAGAUGUGUCCGUUUCCACGGUGACCGACGGCCCGGUGAUUCCAGAUCGUUCAGCUAAGCCGAUCCUAGCGGAAAAGAAAGGGAGAGAGGAAGAAGAGAAACGACAUAAAGAAGAGGAGGAAAUUAAGAAGAAGCAAGAAGAGGAGGAGAAGGAGAAGAAGAGGAAACUGGAGCGGCAGAAGGCGGAAGAAGAAGAGGAGAAAGCAGACGGAGGAGAAGAGAAAGGAAAGAGAGGAGUGAAGGAUCAGGCGCUGGACGCUCAGCUGAAGAGCAUGUCUCUGGAUUCUCCUCUGCCUCACAAUGCUGUCUCAGAUAUAAAGAGGGAACCUCUCACCCGUGCUCGGAGUGAGGAGCUAGGACGGGUGGUGCCUGGGCUGCCUGAGGGCUGGAUGAAGUUCCUGGACACGGUCACUGGGACGUACCGCUAUUAUCACUCGCCCACCAAUCGUGUGCAUCUUUACCCCCCUGAGGUCACGCCUCCUGCCACGCCUCCAGCCACACCCUCCAAGCCCAAACCCCAUGCUGGAACUGAGAAGGAGAAGGAAAAAGAGAAGGAGCACGACAGAGAGAGGGAGAGAGAGCAGUCUAAACUGAAGCGCUCGUACUCCUCUCCUGAUAUCACUCAGGACCUGAACGCAGAGGCAGCAAGAAAACCCACACCUACACCCACAGUGAACAGAGAAACCAAACCCGUAACUGCCACUUCCUACGCUAAAGCUGAGAUCGCUCGUCCAUCUGCUGCUAAGAUCCGAACCAUGAACCCAGUAUUUGGAGGAAUGGGUCCGUGUCUAACAGGUCUCCGUAAUUUAGGGAACACCUGCUACAUGAACUCCAUCCUGCAGUGUUUGUGUAACACUCCCUUUAUGGCUGAUUACUUCAACAGGAACCGUUACCAGGACGACAUCAACAGGUUGAAUAUCCUGGGCCAUAAGGGCGAGGUGGCCGAGGAGUUCGGGGCCAUCAUGAAGGCCCUGUGGUCGGGUCAGUUUAAAUUCAUCAGCCCUCGAGACUUUAAAAUCACCAUUGGUAAAAUUAAUGACCAGUUCUCUGGCUACGAGCAGCAGGACUCUCAGGAACUUCUACUGUUUCUGAUGGACGGCUUACACGAGGACCUCAACAAGAGAGCAGACAACCGUAAGCGAUGGAAGGACGAGGUGUGUGAGAUAACGGACGACGUGGGCGCGGCGGAUUGGGCGUGGCAGAGGCACAAGCUGCUGAACGAAUCCAUCAUCGUUUCACUGUUCCAGGGUCAGUUUAAAUCCACACUGCAGUGUCUGACGUGUCACCAUCGCUCUCGCACCUUCGAGACCUUCAUGUACCUGUCGCUGCCUCUCGCAUCGUCCUAUAAGUGCUCUCUGCAGGAUUGUUUGAAGCUCUUCUCUAAGGAGGAAAAGUUGACGGACAACAACAAGGUUUUCUGCCCACACUGUAAAGCCCAGAGGGAAUUCACCAAGAAGCUGGAGAUCUGGAAGGUUCCACCCAUCCUGCUCAUACACUUAAAGCGGUUCUGGUAUGAGGGCAGGUGGAAGCAGAAGCUCCAGACCUCAGUUGAUUUCCCUCUGGAGAAUUUGGACCUGUCCCAAUACGUCAUUGGGCCAAAAAGCAGCCUAAAGAGAUACGGGCUGUAUGCAGUGUCUAAUCAUUACGGAGGUCUGGAUGGAGGUCACUAUACAGCGUACUGUAGAAACGCAGGUCGUCAGAACUGGUAUAAAUUUGACGAUCAUGAGGUAUCAGAAAUCUCCGCCUCCUCGGUCAAGUCAUCUGCUGCCUACAUCUUCUUCUACUCCUCUCUCUGAGGCCACACCCACCUGGACCACCACCGAGUGCACACUGACCUGAGAGCGGUCAGAGCUGCUGUGGGUGGAGCUUAAAGACCCAACUGAAGCAGCUGAUGGAGGAGUUUCAGUGAGAAUAUGAAAGAUGUCAAAGUUUUUCUCUCUCUCUCUCUCUCUCUCUCUCUCUCUCUCUCUCUCUCUCUCUCUCUCUCUCUCUCUGUUGUGAAAUCUCUUAUUCUUGACCGUACUAAAAGGGGCGGAGCUUUCUCCCUCCAUUGUUUUGCCUUCGGACACUAAUGACAUUUGGGACACAGCCGAGUGCAGUUUGUUCUUCCGCUUUUGAGUGAGAACUCAUGAGCUCAUGUACAUGGCGCUGACGGAGACACACGUGUCCUCACCUGUCCGUCCUCACCGCACCGAUCCGGUCAGUUCCCUUUAAUAUCAAGUCCCAAAUCAUCCCUUAUUACAUAUAGAGUAUAAACCCUAUAGAGUGGAUCACGUGUUCAUAGGGAUUUAACUUCCUGUUUCCUUUUAUAGGGGGUGGAAUAGAAACAACAUUAACCCUUAUCCUAUGCACUGCAUGUACAACCCACUGCCAUUUUUACCCUCUACAUAGUGCACCACGUGUCCUACGGAGGUCAGUGACUCUCAGACAGCCACUGACCCUGUGGAAGCUCCGCCCCAUAGAUAAGAUAAGGUUAUAAGAUAUUCAGUUAGACAUUAAGCCCAUAACAGGAUCGGCGUGUCCUCGUUAUUCUGAGCCUGUAAUCAUCUUUGUCUUAUUAACAUAUAGAGCUGAGCUCGUUAACUCAUUAUGUCUCAUUAUGUCUCAUUAUGUCUCAUUAUCUUGGUCUUUAUGUAUUUGUCUGUAAGUCCUUCAUCACUGUCUCUUCCUGCUCCAUGUUUAUAAUCUAAUGCAGUCACACACACACACACACACACACACCUAAACAUUCUGUACACUAUAACAUUUAUUCCUAUAUAUAUAUAUAUAUAUUUAUAUAUGUGCUAGUUUGGCUGUGCUAACCUGAGCAUAGCUUGGCGACAGAGGACACUUUAGUGAAGCGAAUGCACAGUUAAGUCCUAAAGUCCACCUGCAGUAACGACGACGUCACUAAGAUGUAAAGCUGUGAGGAAGAAAAAGACCCAACAGGAAAACUACGUUUUUAGACAACACCGAGGAAUAAAACCUGCUGUUUUACCUGUUAAUGCAUCUCAUUCUCCCAGCACUAAACUCUCACACACUGAGACUGUGGAAUCUGAUUGGUUCACUCCUGCUACUCGCCCCGCCCCCGAUCAUUCUGACCAAUGAGCUUAUGUUGUACUUUAUUCUUUCUGAAUCUCUUUAGUUCUCGGCCUGUUUUUCUUUGCUCUGCUGCAGGACACUAAAACAUGUCCGCACUCAGUGCUGCGUAACAGAUUGUACAGUGAUGUAGAUCAGCUGAGGGACCACGAGGACGUUUAUAAUACUAAGUGUUGGUGCAGUCGACCUGACGACCAUCAGCUAUAAAUCUCACCUCCACACACACUCAGUGGGCGGGGCUUGUUAAGUCCCACCCACUCUGUACAUCUUAGUAAAGUCAGGUGCCGCUGAUCACUCUUUAAUCUCACACACACACACACACACACACCCCUGCUGGAUUUAUCAGUGUUAGACAGUUAACUACAUCUGAGUUAAAAAGGUCCACUGAGUGAUCCAUCUCUGUGACAAUAAAGCUAAUCAAACACA
Messenger RNA from Tachysurus fulvidraco (yellow catfish), 5261 nucleotides. RefSeq names its product ubiquitin specific peptidase 8 (gene usp8). Gene Ontology annotation, biological process: protein K63-linked deubiquitination; endosome organization; protein K48-linked deubiquitination. The transcript has 21 exons. Gene Ontology annotation, molecular function: cysteine-type deubiquitinase activity. The coding region runs from base 401 to 3553 and encodes 1050 amino acids. The record is from RefSeq and is a predicted model, not a curated record. NCBI's taxonomy places the organism in Eukaryota, Metazoa, Chordata, Actinopteri, Siluriformes, Bagridae. Gene Ontology annotation, cellular component: postsynaptic density; midbody; extrinsic component of plasma membrane.